This is a messenger RNA of Toxotes jaculatrix (banded archerfish), 827 nucleotides long. RefSeq names its product phosphoinositide-interacting protein-like. The record is from RefSeq and is a predicted model, not a curated record. Gene Ontology annotation, biological process: phosphatidylinositol-mediated signaling; positive regulation of cation channel activity. The transcript has a single exon. Bases 1 to 408 code for a protein of 135 amino acids. NCBI's taxonomy places the organism in Eukaryota, Metazoa, Chordata, Actinopteri, Toxotidae. Gene Ontology annotation, molecular function: transmembrane transporter binding; phosphatidylinositol bisphosphate binding.
AUGCCAGGCAACCCAGAGAACAUCCCCCUGGGAGAGUGCACCCUCUCCCAGUCCAGGGACCAGCUGACGCCCCCGAGCCGCACAGAGAGCACGGUGUUCAGCCUCUCUCGCAGCGAGUCCCUCUGGACCACCGAGACCUCCCGCAGCAAAUGUGAAGUCUACUGGUUCCCCAUCCACCUCAUGUCCACCGGCGGCAGCUUCCUGGCAUGUGGCAUCAUCAUCAGCGGCCUUUACUUUGCCGGGCACUGCAAGAAGGUCACUAACAUCCUGGGACCGGCCCUGCUGUCCAUUGGGCUGAUGGUUUUUGUGGUGGGCGUGGUCCUGAUCCCCAUCACCAAGGAGAACAGGAAGCAGUCGAACAUGAAGAGGCCCCUGAGCUACUACAGGCCUCCUGUGUUCAAUCUGUGAUGAUCUGGGUUUUGAUGUCCCGUCACAAAACUUUGUGUUUGGAAAUAACUCGGACUGAGACACCGCAGUGAAAUGAAAUGUACCGUUUCAGCAUGGGAGCAUCUGUGGAGAAUAAUUAUAAAAACUCUACGUGGUGGUGACAUUUUUAUUUAUUCCUCUGAUUCACCGGGAUUGACAAAAUUAAGCACUUAUCUCUGUCUCAAGUGUGCAUGACAACAUUUGCAUUAAUAGCCAUGGCUGUCGAAAAGAAGGUGAGAGUGCAAGGACAACAGUGUGCCGCAUAAAACGCAAUUAUUCACACAUUCACACACAAUUUGGCGAUAUGAGGAUACAAGAGAGCAAACUGUCCUUAUGAAUAUUUAUGAGGGAAAAGUGGACAUGGGGGAUUUCCUAAUGCUGUGUGGUACAGUAUAUGACAA